GCAGAUACUUCCUGGGAUUCAUGACUCACCUCUCCCUAAUGACCUCCCCAAAUCCUGGAGCCAACUCUGUUUUCCACUGGCUGGAAUGAGAAUCCUUUUCUAAGAGUGACUGGUUAUAAUGGGGAAACUGAUCAAAUUUGGGGGGCAGGAGAAGCGGUUAGCUCGUCGUAAGAAGCUCCGAUGUAAUCGAGUCCUUUUUCUUUUGGGCAUGAUACUCAUUGGCUCUUCUUACCACUUUCUGAAGAGCCACUGGUCCAUGCCUAAACUGUGGACAGCCAUGUAUUCUCAGAACCCUGUGAAAAUGGCCAGCCGGGAUCUUUCUGACAGUGAAACAGUAAUAUCAAAUAGUGACCAUCAGGAAUCCAUUCUAGAAAUGGAAGGCAGUACACUGCACUCACAAGUUACAGAAGGCAGGGACAAAUUAACAACCUCAGCAACUAUUGCAAAGAAAAACUUAAACGCACCCAGGAGAAUAAUGGAUACCUCUAACCCUGGGACUCCAGAGACACCUAGGAGAAGGAAGAAAAAUUAUAUUUUAAUAACUGACAAGCAAAUAGUGAAGAACUAUACUCCAACCACAUUCAGUAGAAAUGUUCAGAGACCUACCUCAACUACACCUAAAAAAAUUGAGAAUCACGUGAUUAUCCCCAAGGUAAAAGUGAAAAUCAAUGACACAAUGACACUUAGGAAAACAAUGGAAAAGAAGCUUCUGGCUAUCCCCAAAAGGACAGUAAAAAAUAUGCCAAGAACCCCCAAAGGAAUAGUUGAGAAUACCCCAACUAGUCUAAAAAGAAUAAUAGAGAACACUGCCUCACCUUCUCCAGCAAAAGUAGUAAUACAAACAACUCCAACUAUUCCUAAAAGAAUAAAGGAAAAAAUCCCAGCUGUUCCCAAAAGAGUAGUGGAGAAUACUUCAAUUACCUCCAAGAGAGUAGUGGAAAAGAAGAAUUCAAAUACUUCAAAGAGAAGAGGAGCAGAAAAUUCCCCAACUGCUCAUCCAACAAUGAUGGAGACAAGCACUGUGGUAUCUAGCACAACUGUGGAGAACACCACCUCUCCUAGAUUGGGAGUCAUGAAUACCCCAACCAGAGCUAGGGUAUUGACAUCGAGAACCUCCUCAACCAGAGUGAUGAUAAAGAGAACUUCUUCAGACACUCUCAGGGAAGGAGCACAUAACACAAUAUCCUCUGCCAUGGACAUCAUUACCCCUACCACCCAGAUUCGGGACUGUGGUUUUGUAGAUCAUGUCCCAACAGUUCCUGUCAGCCUCUCUCCUUCAACAGACAUGACCCCUUUCUCUCCUGAAGAUAGCCAUAACUCCCCUACAGAUCCUAAACUGUUGAACUUUCAGCCCAAGGGGGAAUACCCUGAAGACCUGUUCAGUGUGGAGCAACGGCAGCAAGGCUGGGUAGUCUUACAUCUCUUUGGAAUGAUAUAUGUGUUUGUGGCUUUGGCCAUUGUGUGUGAUGAAUUCUUUGUCCCAGCCUUGGGCGUCAUCACCGAUAAGCUACAGAUUUCUGAGGAUGUGGCCGGAGCCACCUUCAUGGCAGCUGGGGGCUCUGCUCCUGAGCUCUUCACUUCACUCAUUGGUGUUUUCAUCUCUCACAGCAAUGUGGGCAUUGGCACAAUUGUGGGCUCUGCUGUGUUCAACAUCCUCUUUGUCAUUGGCACUUGUGCUCUGUUCUCCAGAGAAGUCCUCAACCUCACUUGGUGGCCCCUGUUCCGAGAUGUCUCCUUUUAUAUCUUUGACUUGAUGAUGCUCAUCAUCUUUUUUUUGGACAGCAUGAUCACCUGGUGGGAGAGCUUAAUGCUCCUCAUGGCUUAUGCGUUCUAUGUCUUUACCAUGAAAUGGAACCAACAACUUGAAAUCUGGGUUAAAGAACAGCUUAAUAAGAGGACAGUGUCCAAGAUUAUGAUUGGAAUGGGUCUCAAUAAGACAGGCAAUGGUGACAUCCCUGUGGAUGAUGAGGACAAUAGCAAGAAACUGAAGGAGGAUGCAGCUGCUGCAGGAGAGGAUAAAGGUGAAGGUGAAGGUAAAGAUAAAGUUCUGGAUGGAAAUGAAGAAGGAGAAAAAAAUGAAGAUGAACCCCAAGGACAGGACAGAGAUGAAAUUCAAGGGAAAAGUCAAGGUCAAGGUAUAGAGGAAGAAGAGAAGAAGAGUAAAGAAGACCAUGGAGAGGGAGAUGCAGAAAGAGAUGAAGGUGGAAAAGAAGGUGUAAAGGAAGGUGAAGAAAAAGGUGAAGAAAAAGGUGAAGAAAAAAGUGAAGAAGAAGGUGAAGAAGAAGGUGAAGAAAAAGGUGAAGAAGGUGAAGAAGAAGGUGAAGAAGGUGAAGAAGUUGAAGAAGAAAGUGAAGAAGAAGGUGAAGAAGAAGGUGAAGAAGGUGAAGAAAAAGGUGAAGAAAAAGGUGAAGAAGAAGUUGAAGAAGAAGGUGAAGAAAAAGGUGAAGAAGAAGGUGAAGAAGAAGGUGAAGAAAAAGGUGAAGAAGAAGGUGAAGAAAAAGGUGAAGAAGAAGUUGAAGAAGAAGGUGAAGAAAAAGGUGAAGAAGGUGAAGAAAAAGGUGAAGAAGGUGAAGAAAAAGGUGAAGAAGAAGGUGAAGAAGGUGAAGAAAAAGAUGAAGAAGAAGGUGAAAAAGGUGAAGAAGGUGAAGAAAAAGAUGAAGAAGAAGGUGAAAAAGGUGAAGAAGAAGGUGAAGAAAAAGUUGAAGAAGGUGAAGAAAAAGGUGAAGAAGGUGAAGAAGAAGGUGAGGAUGGCAGUGAAGAUGAGGAUGAGGAUGAGGAAGAAGAUGAAGAGGAAGAGGAAGAAGAAAAUGAGGAGCCUCUGACACUAGAAUGGCCUGAAACAAAAACUAAACAGGCCAUUUAUCUCUUCAUUUUACCCAUCGUUUUCCCUCUGUGGCUGACAGUUCCAGAUGUCAGGAGACCGGAAUCUAAGAAGUUCUUUGUAAUCACAUUUCUGGGCUCCAUCCUGUGGAUAGCCAUGUUCUCAUACCUCAUGGUGUGGUGGGCUCACCAGGUUGGUGAAACAAUUGGGAUUUCUGAAGAGAUUAUGGGCUUGACAAUCUUAGCAGCAGGCACUUCAAUUCCUGACCUCAUUACAAGUGUUAUUGUUGCCAGGAAAGGCCUAGGAGAUAUGGCUGUUUCCAGCUCAGUGGGCAGCAACAUAUUUGACAUCACUGUGGGUUUACCAGUUCCCUGGUUUCUCUUCUCUCUCCUCAACGCGCUUCAGCCUGUCCCAGUGAGCAGCAAUGGCUUGUUCUGUGCAAUUGUUUUGCUCUUUCUCAUGCUCCUGUUUGUGAUCUCUUCAAUUGCAGUCUGUAAAUGGAAAAUGAACAAAAUUCUAGGGUUCAUCAUGUUUCUCCUUUACUUCAUAUUCUUGAUUAUCAGUGUAAUGUUAGAAGAUCGAAUCAUAUCCUGUCCCAUCUCCAUCUGAGUCAGUCUUGAAGCCGAUGCUAUUGAAUGAAGAACAAUGAACAUGUGAUGUUCCUCUGUGGAUCAUUGUAUUUCCUGAAGGAUGAACUCCACCCAUGGAGUUGUGGCUCAAGAGGGUGUCUGGGAUGUUUCACAGUAAGCAAUGUCAGGAACUGGAGGCUUGAUGGUGACUGAGUUUUAUACUUGACUGAUGGAAUAUUCUUCCCUGAGGGGCUCUUCCCUGGACAUCAUACUCUAUAGCCAGCACACUAAGACCACAGGUGUAAUUGGAAUUAGAGAACCAAUUAUUUUUUUAAAAAGGGGUAGAUGAAAGGGACUAUUGAAAAUAGCCUUCACUAUUACAUCAUUCCCUAGCCACAUCUAAGGGACUCCUGGAGACUCCCAAUUUUGUCAGUCUCCUUUAGGCUCUAAACCAGAUUAUUCAAACCAGCAGACCUGGUUUCUGUAUCUACUUCCCUAAGUAAAUAUGGUGCUGUUUUUCCCCCUUUUUCUUAAGUGAGGUGCCCAUCCAAUUUAUAGUCAAAUUAUGUUUUUGAAUUUAGGUAAAAGUCACUAGUAAGAAGAAGCAUGAUGAGAAGCAAACACUGUUCACAGACUCAAUUUAUCUUAAGUGAGAUUUUGAGCAUUUGAACAAUUUUGUUGUAAACAAGAGGGUGUAUGAGUUAGAUUUCCUCACAUGUAUCAAUCAUCCCUAGCUUAGAAGGGGAAAAGUUUAAGCUCCUAAGAAUAUGAGCACUUUUGAAAAAGAGGAAGGAGUAGGACUAAUGAAAAGUGAUUUUUCUCUCACAUUAGGACUAAUGGGAGUGAGGUAGAUAUUGGAGAGGAAGAAAACAAAGUAAGAUAAUGAUUUUAAAAGCAAACAUAAUAGAAUGUAUGCAUUCAAAUGAGUGAUGUUCUCUUUGAAGUAGUCCCUUGGGAAGUAAUAAACUUAUUCUAAUUGUUACCAUUUGCUGAAAACAGUUCCAGGACUUUUUUUUUUUUUUUGGCAUUACCUAAAACCCCAACAAAUAAAUCUAUUGAAUAUCCUCAGUGGUAACAAACCUUUGUCCUUCGGAAAUGGAUUUAAUUUUUGGAAACAACCACUGAAAUUACUUUGGGCGAUCAAAUUGAGAGUAUUGUUUUUUAAGAAUGAAAUAAAAAUAUACAAGGUGUGACUAUAAAGAACUGAGAUAGCUUUUUGGCUCCGACAUGUCACAACAGGCAAAAUGCUUUGAGUAAAGAUAGCAUUCCUUAGAUUAUUUAAUAUAUAGCUUCACAAGGUUAUUAAUUUGAUGAUGGUAUUAUUUAUUUGUAUAUAUGAGUUCUGAUGUGAUCAGUAAAGUAUCAUUCUUAUGGUUUGUAGUUCUAUAUUUUAAAAACUGAAGGUGUUUCCUCAAAAAGCCUGGAAAUGAUGUUACAAGGGACAGCAUAUUCUUAGUUUAAACCUCCUCUGUGGAAUUUGUUGAUAUGCUUCUAUAUUACAUAUUACUACUUGCUGCUUUUACUAGUUCAAACUAUUGGAAAAGGAACAGCCUUUUGAAGUGUCACUGUUAUGAUCAAAGUUGAAGACAAAAGCGGCCAAGGGUGACUGUCAAUUACUGUUAUAUAGUGAAUGACAACAUAAGAAGGGAGACCCCUGGAUCCCCCAACUGCUCCAGAACCAAAGGAUGAAAUCCACAAGAAAGACUGUUUUCUCCCAAUGGCCUCAGCCAAAUCCCAUUCACCUAGAUCCCAGAAAGAUCUUUCCUUCCUAACAGUGCGCUGUGAAAACCUCUAGUCCUUGACAUUGGUUUUGAUGUUGGAUCCUAAGGAUCAAUGGACCUUUCCAUCCACACUGAGCCGUUUGAUUCUUUAAGUACUGAUCUUCCAAAUCAGAAUGUGAGCUCUUUGAGAACAGACUGUUUUUCUUUUCUGUGCUCCCAUAGACUAGUAGAGUUGACACAGAGUAAAUACCAAAAAAUGCCUUCCCAUCCUAUUGAAGGACACCAGAAAUAUGCUUUCAAACAAAAGAAGAAUGAGAUGACUUAUUGUUAACUCCUAGAGAAACCAUCCAUGUGAUUUCUUUAAUAAAAUAAGAGUAGUUUCUUUAAAUGAUACUUCACAUUUUUAUAUAGCAAGGCAAUUAUUUUUCUGUAUCUUUUAAGAUCUCUAGGUUACAUAAUAGUCAUCUCCACCAAGGAGGUGCAAUUUUUUAUUUCUCCUUCAUUCUCAAAGCGGACCAUGACAUCAAAGAG
Molecule: messenger RNA, 5642 nt
Organism: Sarcophilus harrisii (Tasmanian devil)
Lineage: Eukaryota; Metazoa; Chordata; Mammalia; Dasyuromorphia; Dasyuridae
Gene: SLC24A1
Product: solute carrier family 24 member 1
Exons: 6
Coding region: 119-3430 (1103 amino acids)
Biological process (GO): long-term synaptic depression; long-term synaptic potentiation; calcium ion transmembrane transport
Cellular component (GO): membrane
Molecular function (GO): calcium channel activity; calcium, potassium:sodium antiporter activity
Source: RefSeq, a predicted model, not a curated record